UCUAAACGAGACAGGGGCUUUAUUGACACGAAGAAAGAAAUGUUGUGGAUAGAAUGGCAGACACUGACUAGGCAUUACACUGACGAUCAGCUCAUGAUAGGAGAGUGGUUUUACGAUAUAUACCAGAAAUACUCCGAGCCUAUCAGGAAGUACCACAACACUGAACAUAUCUACCAGAUGAUUCUGAACUUUAAGCACUUCUACCAGGAGUUGACCUUUCCCAGAACAGUUCUCUUCGCUAUCUUCUUUCACGACUACAUAUAUGAUCCUAAGAGCAACAAUAACGAAGAAGAGAGUGUCCAAGCAUUUGAGAGCUGUGCUAGAGACUUAGAGCUUGAUGCGGACGUGGUGAAGGGUGUGAAACAUAUGAUCAAUCUCACAUCAUCUGGUCAUUAUACUAAGGAGCUGGAAGAAGACAAACCCAAGACACGUGACGUUCACUACUUUCUGGAUUUUGAUCUGUCUAUCUUGGGCAGCAAUCCUGUGGAGUACACGCUCUACGCCAAAAAGAUACGAAAGGAAUAUAGCCAUGUGGGAGAGGAGGAAUUCUGCACAAGGCGAGCUCAGGUGAUGGAGAAGUUUUUAGAACGAAAGUACGUGUUCUGUACGAGAGAGUUCCGUCAGUUUGCGGAGGAGAACGCCCGGAAGAACGUGCAGGGCGAGGUUGUUAUCCUGAGAGGACGCGCCGAACAUCUCAGAACGUGCAAAGAAAAAGGGCACACGUGCGGUAUUAAAGAUGGGGAAAUAGAAGGUGGCACUGACGUAGAAGAAUGUACGGACCUUUGCUCCCAAGAUUGAUUUAUGGUUACUGAACAGCUAAAAUGCAAUUGCCUGACGGAUGAUUUAUGAUAGAAUUUGAUGCACAAUUACUG
Molecule: messenger RNA, 872 nt
Organism: Bolinopsis microptera
Lineage: Eukaryota; Metazoa; Ctenophora; Tentaculata; Lobata; Bolinopsidae
Exons: 5
Coding region: 40-798 (252 amino acids)
Source: RefSeq, a predicted model, not a curated record